CCCGACAUCAAUUAAAAGUAUCGAAAAGGUCAAAAAGGUGAGCCAGUAUAUAAGCACACUCCUGGACGCAGACUACGCAAAAGAUGCUGCAAAAAACACUGGAGAAUCCUCGAGCAAUACCGCGUCUACCUCAGAUGUUGCAUCGUCGAUGAAGUCUUGUCGUCCAUAAGAAUCCAUCUCCAACUUUCAUUAGAGUAAGCAAAGCAUCCUGAUCUCCUAAAAACUUCAAACGUUGAAACCCAACAUACUGGUAAAAAGCAGGAUAGUGGCACCGCCCUCCGAGUCACCAAGCAGAGGAAAAUCCGUGAAGCACGGAGAACGAGAACACCACAAUGCGCCUCACCCUAGCCCUCAUUCUAACCCUGCUCCUCACAACCUGCACCGCCGACUACAUCGUAGUCAAUACCCGCUGCCAUUCCUGGGACCCCAAAUCCUGCGAACGCGUCGACAGCUUCUUCCACUUCAACGGCGGCCGGCAAUCCGUCAACGGCAACCACGGCUGCCGCAACUCGCACAGCCGAAAGCUCUUGAUAUCGCAGUGCCUCAACUACGAGACGAAGCGCGGGCACUUUCUUUUCAUGCACCAGGACAUACGGUGCCUACGGCUCCUGCCCAAAAUCACGCUCCAUAGGUGCGGGCACGGCUGGUUUCGGUGCUGGAGCGGGAUGUGGGCUGAGACGCCGUGUUUGAAGGAGCGGGAGGAGGUGCCGAUGGAGGAUAUUGAGACAUGAUGGAGGAGUUCUGCACCCGUUAUAUCAUCGCUGGGU
Molecule: messenger RNA, 767 nt
Organism: Colletotrichum phormii
Lineage: Eukaryota; Fungi; Ascomycota; Sordariomycetes; Glomerellales; Glomerellaceae
Exons: 1
Coding region: 333-731 (132 amino acids)
Source: RefSeq, a predicted model, not a curated record